CCCUGCAUUCCCAGCCCCUAAGGAUGCCCAUUGCCCAUAGCCCCAUUCCUUACCCCACAGCAGGGAUUGCAAACCUGGCACAGCUUUUGUCCCUCACCAGGAGAGUUUCCAAACUAAAUUCCAAAGGAACUGCAGUCGUUCUGCCAAUGAAUGAUCAUUUCCUGCACCAGAAAUUACCAGCGUCGCCGCUGAGCGCCUUUACUGGCAGCAGCCUCCCUUUUCCUUCAGCCCUGGUGGAGGGAAUUGCUGAGGUGGGGGAGGGAGGAGGGGAGGCAGGGAGUUGGGGCAGCCCUUAUCACGGCCCCGCAGCCCUUCGCCCUGCAAAGCAGAGCCAGACAGCACUGUGUGUCCGUCGCUGAGCCUGGAGGCGUUGAGGACAUAUCAUGGGCAACUGCAUCCCGGGGAGCCCUGGAAUCAUAGGGAACAGAACCUCCUUGCUCCUUCUGGACUACAACUACUCUGACUAUGUGGACUACAUGGACAACAACACAGACAUCAACCAGGACAUGGGCAUCAACCAGGAGGACUUUGCGGCCGCGGCGCCGUGCCACAACCGCUACUGCCCCUUCUUCCACCGCGCCGCCCCGCCGUACCUGAUUGCCACCAGUGUCACCUCCCUUAUGGCCACGGCUGCUCUGCUGCUGGCCCUAUCCCUGCGUCCCAAAGCCUGGCCCCGUGGCCGCAUGUUGGUGGCCCAACUGGCUGCGUGCUGCGGGCUGUUUGCCAUCACGUUGCUGCCGAUGGCUGCAGGCAUCGCAUGGGGGUGGCAAAUGGGUGAGGGGCCAUGCAAGGUUGCGUUGCUGCUGUGGCAUGGCAGCGUGCUGGCACAGGGGCUGCUGCUGGGUGUGGGGUGCUGCAAUGUGUGGGCACACGGUUGGUGCCUGGCUGUGGUGCUAUGGGUGACAGCAAUGGGGAUGGCGGUGCCGGCGGCGCUGAGCGGUGGCAUCAUGGGGACGGGGCUGAGCACGCAGUGUGUGCACCGUAAUGUGGAUGUGGACUCAGUUGUGCAUCUGCUGCAGCUCACCGUGUAUUGCUGCAUCCUCCUGCUGCUGCCCGGAGCGCUGCUGAUGACUGCGGUGCUGCGGGGGAUGUGGGGUGCGAUGGGGCAGAAAGUGGGGUGGAUGUUCUGGGUGUUGUGGGCUCCCCAUGGGGUGGUGAUGGUGGUGGAGGUCCUGCUGGAGGUGGGGGUGAUUCCGACCAGCUGCGGUGCCUUCGAGAGCUUCGAUUUUGCACUGGGGCUGAGCGCGGCGCUGGGGGGGCUGCACUGCUGCCUCAUGCCCCUUAUGCUGCUCCUCACUGCUUUCUAUGGUCACAAAGUGGGGGGAGAGUGCUGAGUGCCCCACAAGGGCACCCACAGCCCCAUCUCCUCAUCCCCAUGGGGGACCCCGAUAGCCAUGGGUCACAUUGCUCCUCUACA
This is a messenger RNA of Coturnix japonica (Japanese quail), 1417 nucleotides long. RefSeq names its product atypical chemokine receptor 1 (Duffy blood group) (gene ACKR1). The record is from RefSeq and is a predicted model, not a curated record. Gene Ontology annotation, molecular function: chemokine binding. NCBI's taxonomy places the organism in Eukaryota, Metazoa, Chordata, Aves, Galliformes, Phasianidae. Gene Ontology annotation, cellular component: membrane. Gene Ontology annotation, biological process: chemokine-mediated signaling pathway; inflammatory response.